Vespa mandarinia (Asian giant hornet) is the source of this 6537-nucleotide messenger RNA. It is a transcript of the gene tei, whose product is annotated as irregular chiasm C-roughest protein teiresias. The record is from RefSeq and is a predicted model, not a curated record. Gene Ontology annotation, cellular component: cell-cell junction; plasma membrane. Gene Ontology annotation, molecular function: cell adhesion molecule binding. Lineage: Eukaryota; Metazoa; Arthropoda; Insecta; Hymenoptera; Vespidae. Gene Ontology annotation, biological process: cell-cell adhesion.
GAGGCAAUAAUGAUAGAGAAGAAUAGAUAUGUAUAUAGAUAAAUAAUGAGAGAGUAAGAGCGACGACGAAAAGAGCUCGACGUUGAUGGACUUGCACGUGCGUGACUGAGUACGAUGACGUUUGAACGGUCUUCUCCCUUACUCCAUCUCUCCAUCUCUAUCACUCUAACGCUUUGAGUAAGCUUCGCACGUGAUUAUUGUGGUCAAAGGGAGCAUUGACGUGACGCAACGAUCUCUCGGUUGGUUUCGAUCGAAUCAGGCGCACACGAUCGGCUAUUUCCUUUUGUCUCUUUGUCCUAACAAGGAUUGCUUAUCUCUCUCUGUGUAUCAAAUUCGCUUUUGCAUCCAUGAACUCGCUUCCGUGGUCCAGUGCUCGUCGAGCGAACUGAGUUACGACGACCACGCGGUUAUCGCUCUUCCAUUUUUUAUAAACCGCCUGCAUGGAGGCUCCAUACUUUUACCGCGUUAUCAACGAUAAAUUGUUUGGAUGGUAGUAGCGUGAGAGACGGGAAGGACAGUAAAGUUCACAUUUCUACGACUACUUGACGAAAAUAUAUAACGAACUUUGAUGUCAAAACAGAUACUUUGAAUCUCGUCUCAUCGCGUAUUUUUGUUAUAUCUUCGCAUAAAAACACGGCAUUAUGGAUUCGCAUAAUGGAGCCAACUUGUAGAGCGUUCUUGUUAUAUACGUUACGCUCAUUGCCUCCGAAAGACAAUCUAUUUCAACGAGAGCUUUUUUUUUUAUUCUUUUAAUAGUUUUGUAUAGUAGUCAUUCAUAUGUUCGAAGAAACGUGAACAAUGAAAAAGACGAAAUAUAAACGUGCAAUCAGAGGUUAGGACCACUGACAAGAUCGUUCGCAUGAAUGUCUCUUAAUAAGAUCAAAACGUGAUCUGGCUUUUCUUGCGCGAGUCGUCUCGUCCGAAGAUGGUAUAGCGUACAGUAUACACUGCACACGUACAACGUACUACGAGCGAGCGAAACAAAGGGAGCGCUCGAUGCAUAUGCACGAGGGAUUCUGCGUACCUAGUUUAUGGACCGAUGAUUUCAGAUGGGAAUAAACUGAUAUCGAGCUUUGCGUCUCGCGUAAAUUUGCGACCCUAACAUGACCCGAUUUCUAAAGUCUCGAGAAAUGUCUCAAUGUAAUUGUUCGUUAUAAUGAUCUAAAUCUAGGGGAACGAUCAAUCGAUCGCUGCCAUACCUAUAUGAUCUUUUUCUCUCCUUCUACGUUGUAUACGUUUAGUAUCGUAAUCUCUCUAGAGCCCCGCUUAAGUAGAAUCGAUUUUGGCGAAAUCGCUGAAGCAACGUUUUCGCGAAAAGUACGAAUGAUUUAUGUGCCUGUCUGAUUGCUACCUCGAAUUCGAUAUGGUAUUCGCAUUCAAGCCGACAAUCGCGAAGACUAAAUCUGGUUUGUAACGAUGAUCGACCUGGAAUCGCUCGAUAACUCGAUUACGUGUAAAUCGCGAGCUUGAAAAGUGAACGGUUAAAUGACUUGUGUGCCAUUAACUCCUUAAUGAUCGAAUAUUACGCAUUUUGCCGAUUAUGAUUUCCCAUCGAUUUCCUCGAUUCGAGCCAUCCCACAUUUCCGUUCGUUCGCAUUACGUCGUGCCGCUAGCCGAGUAAUCAUUAUUUCAAGUCGCUGAUGCGAUAUAAUCUAUAGUCGAAGAAUCUUCGAAAGGGGUCGUUGGCACUGUGAAAGUUCGUGAAUGACGGUCGAUAAGGCGAACGUAUCGUGGAACUCCGAGAGGAAGAGGAAUUCGGAAAGGUGGAAUAACGUAUUACGAGGGGCAAGAGGUGGAGGACGAGGCGAAAUGCGAGCAAAACAUUGACGAGGAUCCUCAAUGUCGAGGCGCUCGACUCGUGCCGGUCAGUGAUGCCGCCAUUGAUGCAUCGAUGCUGACUUAUUCGACGUGUACGGUGCUCCAACGGAUUAUUCGACACGGAUGACAUUCGGACGUUCGCGUAGUAAUCGUGAUACUGUCGAUCAUUUCGUCUGAGAGAGAGAGAGAGAGAGAGAGAGAGAGAGAGAAAGAGAAAGAGAGGGAGAGAGAGAAAAAAAGGUGGUGGGUAGACUACUGCGAAGGGUGAAAAUUUAGCAGUGAUGCCGUGAUGGGCUGCAGCUCGAGAUCGUUCGUCUUGACCACGCUCUUCGUGGGUGGAUUACUUCUGGUCCUGCUCUUGAGCGAGAUAUCUGGUGCAACGCGCCUUAGACAACGUGCGGGCACCACGGAUUCUCCGAGAACCGGUUCCGGAAACGGAGCGAUCGUUUUGGCGCUUCGUGGUGGAAGACAAGAGAGUGGUCGAAGAGCACGAAGAACGACAACGUCGACAACGACGACGACGACAAGUACAACGAAGAGCACAACGACAUCGUCGUCGUCGACAUUGAUAUCCUUCGGCGAGGACGUCGCUCAGCCUGCAGCACUUUUAGCUCCCGAAGAAGAGACAUGGUCCGUUAGUUCCUCGACAACGAGCAAUCUUCCGUUUUCCUUUCCUUCGAGCGGUGUGUCCACGUCAUACGCGAGACCCGUCUCUACGAAACCGCAUUUAGAGCUCGUCGUAAAACCACAUAGCAAGGUUAUUUUGCCUUGCGAACUCGAAGGGAAUUAUUCUAGGCUGCUUUUAUCAGGAUCAAGAAGUUACAGAAUACAUGGAAAUCCGGCUGUAUGGUUGCACGAAGGAAAUCCGGUGGACAUGCUCACGAUAAACACGAGAACGGAAAUGAGCGGAACUGGUCACAGAUACAUCGGUGAUUCUACUACAGCAGCUUUGCAUAUAGAUAAUGUCAGAUUGGAGGAUGACGGUAUGUGGGAGUGCACCUUGGAACACGAUCAAGAAGAAUUCCUUUUGGGGAGACCGAUCAAGCUUGUUGUUCUCGAAGCACCUCGGGGGACGUACCUGCUAAUAGAUGGGCGCAGACUGGAUCCAGGAAACCAGUUUGUGCCUGUUAAGGAAGGCUCCGAGCUGACAUUGGAAUGCGCCGCCGAGGGUGGAAACCCACCACCGGUUUUGGCAUGGGGCAUGAUCCUAUCCCAAGCCACUUUGGACGGUCCCGAACAACCACCGGAUAACCUCACAGUCUUACCUUCGACGUCCGCCAGACACAGUGGAGCUCACCUUAAAGUCUUGAGGGGUCACCACAAUGCCACCAUCGUUUGCGUGGCCCGUCACGUUACCCUUACUGUGCCGAUGAACGCCAGUAUUUUGUUAGACGUUCAAUAUACUCCAUCGUUCGCGAUAACGCGUUUACCUGGAUUUGGAAUUCCCAUCGUCGAGGGAAUGUCUGUCAGCCUAAAAUGCGAGGUGGACAGCAAUCCUGUGAGCACUCCGAUAUGGCAGCGGGACAAUGGACUACUUCCCGUCGAGCAGAGCGAUGACGGAUGGUUGAACUUUACAAAAAUCACUCGUGCCGAGAGCGGCUGGUACAAAUGUUACACUCGGCACAUGCUCGGAAUUUUCACCAGUAUUGGUUAUUUUCUGAAUGUUCGCUAUGAUCCAGAUAUGGAGACCGAGGCAGAGGCGUUGAACGGAGAAGCUACCGAUUCAAGGAGAAUGGAGGUGCAGAUUGGCGGGGCGGUGACUCUCGAGUGUGACGGCGGAUGCUGGGGUCACGGACCUGGAAUGGAUCCAGUAGGUGGACCAGGUCCUCUUGCUUUGAGCCGGGUCGUCUAUCAGGAAGCAGGAGAGUAUAGAUGCGUUGCUCCUGAUCGAAAAAUGCAGGACACGUGGAGGGCUCAGUUACCUUACCAUAUUAAGGUCACCGGACGACCCAUGGUUUAUCCACCCAAUCAAACGGUGACAGCAAACGAGGGCGAACCCUUGGAUGUCAUCGUCGAGUUUUGUGCAGAGCCCAGUUAUACACGAGUUUUUUGGAUGUCCGAACAGCAAGUUUACAUACCCGGUGCUCCCUCUCGGGAAGGAAUACAAGCUCUUGACAUUGAGAACGGUGGUACCGAGACGUGCUACAGGGCGAUUUUACGCUUCGAAACGAUUCAGUGGUCCCAUGCUGGUGAAUGGUUGCUGCUGGUACGCUCGUCGAAAGGGAUCGCGGACGCUUCCGUUUUACUCAACGUGACGCGUGCUUCCGGAUACAGCCACGCCCACCUCCGUUCGAUGGCUCCAGCGUCUCUCCUUCUCUGCCUGACCUUGGCCAUUAUACAACAGCAGCAUCCACGCUGAACCAUACCGUUCUACGGAUCUUUGGAAAAAGUUUCGAGGGGGAUGAAAGUGGUGAAAAGGAUAGUAGAGAGGGUAGGAUGACGAGGGAGAAGGGGAAGGAAAGAAGAGAAAGAGUAUAAGAGUUCUACUGCCUCGAGAGGAAGCGAUACGAAGGAGAGGAAGAGAAAACGUUCAAACUUUCGACGUAAACUUUGUAAAUAAAUAUCGAAGUUCGUGCGAGAACCGAAUCGAUCGUAGAUCGAAGAACAUCGAUCUGUUCGCAAAGUCCUAAGAAAACGACGAUAAUAACGCAUUUUAUCCUGCCCUAAUCGACGAAUCCCUUGCGAAACAUUUUACGGACCACCAUCGUUUCUCCGAUAAGUAUGGAAGGUACCCCACGAGGAAAGCAUGGUUUUUCUUUCUUCAAGAGGUAUCAAUUAGCAUUUAAUAAAAGAGUGUGUAUGUAUAUAUAUAUAUAUAUAUAUAUAUAUAUAUAUAUAUAUACAUAUAUAUAUGUAUGUAUGUAUGUAUGUAUGUAUGUAUGUACGUAUGUAUGUAUGUACGUACGCAGAAAACGUGUGUAAUUCGUAUUACAUGCCUAUGUAAUAUAUACAUAAUGAUAAUAAUAACAUUAACGAUAAUAUGGAUAAAAGAUAAUACACGAUACAUUAUUGAACGAUAUGUGUUACAUAUUGAGUAACGAUACGUAUUACAUGGAUUCGCAUAUGUUAUUAUGGAAAAGUGAUAAACGUUAUCGGUAAAGUUCCGUGAACGUUUAUGAAGAAUUCGUUGAGAGAAUUGGAAAUUUUUUGUUUGUUCAUUUAUUUGUUUGUUUGUUUAUUUGUUUGUUUUUAGGGCAAGAUUGAGCGUAUAAAAACUAUAUGUAUAUAUUUGUAUAGAUCAGUUUUAAGGGAGCAUGCACAGCGUAUACUUAUUCUCAAAUGGGUAAAGAUAAGGGUAAAGCGCGAGAUAAUAGGAUUCAGACGAGGCGACGACCAAUUACGUUCGUUUCGAGCUUUUUCCAAAGCGACGAACGUCGCGUACCGUCCGUCAAAUGCGGCCGAGCGACUCGUCGUAAAAAAGCCGGGUAAACUCGGCGAUGCGUAAACUCUCAUUUUCAUCGCUGAAUAUCCCCGUCGAGAUUAAACGUAAAAGAUUUAGUUAUGGAAAAACAAAAAAGAAUUAAGAACUAACGCGUUAUGUAUUACAGCGAAGAUAAAUAGGUAAAAGAUCGAAAUAAAAAAAAAAAAAAUUGUUGUAUAUUAUUUUUAGGUAAUUACCUAGAAUAAGUUUAAGAAUCAAUAGAGUGUAUAUAGUGAUUGUAAAUGCAUAUAGGGUGCCGUACGAUGUGCCGUACGAACGAAUUAUACAGUGACGCUGUUAGAGAUAUAUUUAUUAUUCGUUGAUAUAUUUUUAUAAAGUUUUAUUUAGCCAUAAGUUAUCGUUCGCCUAUCCCUUCCCGAUACAUCGUGGCACGCGCCAUCGUUCGUUCGUUCGUUCGUUCGUUCGUUCGUUCGUUCGUACGUACGUGCGUUCGUUUUUAUUCAUAGAGAAAGUAAUAGAAGCUAAAUUGGGAUGGAAGAGAGGAAAAGCGACGGCCAUUUUCGAUUUAGAAGUUUUCUCCGUAAGAGAAAAACGUUUAUCUACGCGUUAAAACGUAGUGUCACCCAGUCGACUCUCAUCCUCCGAAUGGACAAUUCUAAAUCGAAGUUAACGAUAGUUACCGUUACUGCAGAACCGUGUAACAUUGUCGUUACCAUUGUUUGAUCUCUUCUACUAGUAUAGUAGUAAAAGUUUGGCGUAACUCCCUCGCCGUUCGGUCCAUUCUUCGCUCUCUUCCUCUCUCUCUCUCACUCUCUCUCACUCUCUCUCUCUCUCUCUUUCUUUCUCUCUUUCAUUUUCCAAUUCUCUCUUCAAUCCUCUCUCUUCCUCUCAUUCGCUUUUUAAACCUUUCUCUCUCUCUCUCUCUCCCUCUCUCCUUUCUCUCAAAUUCGUUCGCUUCGUUACGCGAACUUUCCGUGAGUUCUGCGGUUCCUAAUUUUUAAAAGUGCAUAUAUAUAUAUAUAUAUAUAUGUGUGUGUAUAUAUAUAUAUAUAUGUAUGUGUACACAUAUAUAGUUCACCAAGGGAUAUUUAAUUCCAUUCGCGAAACAGAAAAUUUGCGCGAUAGCCGGACACGGUGUCGGUGUAUACCUAUAGAUAAAAUGAAAUACCUGAUGUCUUUAAUUUUUUCCUUUCCUUUUUCCUUUUCUAAUUUUAAACGACGAAACACAAUUUCAUUAUUGCGUAAGGUGUUCUAAGUAAGCAACGUGAUGUAAUCGUUGUACUCAAUGACGCCUAAAAGUCCAAUAAAUGAUAUUUACAAUACACUUAUGCCAAACC